Messenger RNA from Effrenium voratum, 2367 nucleotides. The record is from the annotation of a GenBank genome assembly. Lineage: Eukaryota; Dinophyceae; Suessiales; Symbiodiniaceae.
AUGGAUGUCCAGGAGCCAUGGCGCCGCGGCUCACGGUCGGCGGCUGCCCGUCCUGGCGCUGCGCGGGUGAGGGAAGCAGUGCUCGAGGCCUGCGAGCGGAUGAACCGACCGGUCGAGGAGUCUGCCAAAGUAUUGCAGUACCUCGAGGCCGAGUGGCUUUGCGACCCGUGGACCUUGGGCUCCAUGUCGCAAGAGGCGUGGCAGCAGAUCAAGCUGCCUCUGGGCCUCAAGGAGUUCCUUCGCAGCCGCUUCCGCAGCGACGGCGACGCGGCCGCGUUGCCGGCCGCGUCGCCAGCCGGCGCAAGGCUUCCUUUUGCCAUGUCCCUCCCUCCGCCAUCACCCUCGCCAAGCCCAGCGGCGAGCCCGCAGUCGCCCUCGCCCUGGAGGGAACGAGACCCUAUGGAGGGCCUCUUGGAGCGUUUGCACACGGAGAUCAGCCGCAACGGCCGCAGCGUGCAGGGCAUGGCCCGGCGCUUCAAGCGCAUGGACGACGACCGAAACAACUACAUGGACGUGGGCGAGUUUGUCAAAGCCAUGAAUGAGCUGAGCCUCAACCUUUCGGAGGCUGAGUUGCAGAAGCUGUGGCAUUACCUGGACCGGGAUGGCAACGGGCGGGUGACCAUGGAGCAGUUCCUGCGGAUCUUCAAGCCCAAGCUCUCGGAGAGGCGCCGCUCGCUGGUGCAGCAGCUCUUCUCCUACCUCGACGCCAACCGCAACGGAGUGAUCCAGGUGGACGACCUCAAGCUACGCUGCGACCCCGGGGCUAUGGCCGAGGGGGUGCAGCGGGCGCGGGGCUGGCGGCCUGCACCGGACCAGGUCCUCGCCAACUUCUUGGAGAACUUCCGGCAGGUGGCGGGGGGCGCCAAGGCCGGGGAGGUGCGAUACCCCGACUUUGAGCGGUACUACGAGGGCUUGUCAGCAGGCAUCGAGUCGGACCAGUACUUCCAGGAAGUGCUGCUCAAAGCCUGGGACCUCCCGGAGAACUUCUUCCAGGCUGGCGGCGGUGGUGGCAUUGGCAGCGGAGGACGGAGUAGAGUGCCUCCACAGCACCAGCACCACAACCCCACCUUUCUGGACUCCACCCAGAAACACGGACACGGCCAUUCUCGGGGUCACACCGGACAUCGGCUGCUGCGGUCGCUGCGGCGGAGCCUGGCGCAGUGUUGUCGGGGAGGUGCUCAGCUGCUGUAUGGUGACAUUGUGACGCGCACCUACCAGCCCGGCCCAAGGCGCGGGGAUGACGGGCCGCCGGCGCAGGUGCCAAAGGAUGCCUUCGAGGCGGCGGUGCUGCGGCUGCUGCCGAGCAUGGAGCCCAGCGACCUGGCCACGCUCUGGGCGGUGUUCCAGGAUCCGGUGCGGGGUGACUGUGUGGACUAUCGCUCCUUCCUGAAGCAUUUGGAGGCUCCAUCGCACUCGAGGCAAGACUGUGCCGCGCAGCUCUUCGACGAGCUGGCGGCCGGGCGCGGUGUCCUGGACCUCAGCGACCGGCCGCUGCCCGCGGGCGCCCGGGCGGCCUUCGGCGAGAGGUCGGUGAGUCGCCAGAACUGGCUGGACUUCCACGGAUUGGUGGCCACUGCUGCAGGGGAGACCAGCGACUCUGUGUACGAGGCGCAGCUGCGGUACCUGUGGGAGAAGCGGGCGCCGCAUGCGCACCAAAGUGCCCCGGGCUACUACCGGGGCGUAUCCCGGGUGCAUCUGGGCUGGGACAAGGCGGGCCUCAGCAAGCUCUUCCCCAAGUACAUCUUGGAGACCGACUCCGGCGUCUUUCUGAUGGCGGCCAAGAAGCAGAAGAACAACAAGACUUCGAAAUAUGUCAUCACCAUGUCCAGAACAGACGACAUGGGCAAAGACGAGGAAGCAUUCCUAGGGAAGCUGCGCUCGAACUUCCUGGGCUUGGAGUUCAUGGCCUAUGGGGAGGGCAUGAACCCCAAGAAGAUCGACAGCUCCAUGUCGCAGGUGCAUGCGCUGCAAUUGGCGAGGCAAGAGCUGCUUGCGGUCCAGUACAGCUCUUCCCUCUGGGGCACCAAGCCACGAGGGCCUCGGAAGAUGGGUGCGGUGAUCCCGAAGGUUCAACCCAAUGGCGAGCGCCUGGUUUGCAGGACGCUGACCCCUGAGACUCAGGGCCUGGUCGCCUUGCAGAAGGCAAGCAACACCAGCCACAUCCACUCCUUCCACAACAAGCCGCCGAAGUGGAACGAGCAGGUUGGCGCCUUUGUGCUGAACUUUAACAAGCGAGUGACGCAGGCGCGGAAGCGGCGCUUCGACGAUGCAGCUCGACUGUUGAUGUUAGUACCCCUUGGCCCCUUGUGGGGUUGUUUCAAGGGGAGCAAUCCAGGACUCAUUAUUUGGGUCCCAUAUUCCAUUUAG